Messenger RNA from Penicillium nucicola, 1659 nucleotides. RefSeq names its product putative pathogenicity factor. The transcript is spliced from 2 exons. NCBI's taxonomy places the organism in Eukaryota, Fungi, Ascomycota, Eurotiomycetes, Eurotiales, Aspergillaceae. Bases 1 to 1659 code for a protein of 552 amino acids. The record is from RefSeq and is a predicted model, not a curated record.
AUGCCUCUCCCUAUCUCAUUCUCCACUAUUGGAUUUGUUACUUUUUCCUCACUUUCAACACCCUCACUUGGGUUCCUCAACGCACCCUUUCCUGAAUCAUUUGGUCUUGAUGAAAUCUCCAAGCACAAGACCGACUCCCAGUCUCUCCCUCGUUCUGUCUUAUCACCUCUCCCAGGAUACCCGACUUUGAGUUCUUGUUCUCAGCCAGGUUCUGAUCAGCCCCCUUAUGCUACAGCACACACCACUCGAAGCAGAUAUGACCCAGCACGUGGAGCGGCAUCCAGAGCAAACAACGACCGCCUCAAUCCAUACGAUCGUCGAUACCGCUCCAGGGAGGAUCAGCCUCCUGCAAGAGCUCGCAGCAGAAGUCCCGAUACCAAAUCCAUGACCCUAUGGGGAGAAGAUUCCCACCGGCAUCCCCUGCCGAACUCCGGGGAUGACAAUGACCAGCUGCAAUCUGGCAGAUUGAAGAGCUGUGGGCUAGGAAAGGAGCUUGUGGAGUGGAAAAAGGAAGAAGAGCAAAAGGAUCCGGCGUGCGAAUUCUCGGCCCCGUGUCGAAUGGGACCUUCGCCGGACGGAAUGCAUUGGCGCAAAGUCGUUUCUCAUGUCUUCGGUCGAAACAAGGCAUCGACAAAGCUUUUUCCUCAAGAUGUCUGGGUACACUACUGUCGAAAGCACUACCAGCGUGCUCGGUACCGCGCAGAUCAAUGGCCCUUCACCCAGUGCGAUCUCCUUCUCGAGUCCUUGAAUAGGAUGGAGAGAUGGGGCGGAGUUGAGAAUUUCCAGUUGAUCCUCCGCCGCAGAGAGCAGCUUCGGGUUGAGAGCGAGCCAGCCGUCAAUGGAGACGAGCCUCACCGAGGAAGAACACCCCGUAUCUCCGCAAGCAGAAAGGAAGCGCGCACGCCUCGUGCUUUGGUGGCCUCCCAGCGGAGCCGCAAGCACCCAACCGCGAUCAAUGCACCUGUUCCUCUGUGGCUUCGCGGGCUGGUUGGGAAAUCGAAGUCAUUUGAAAAUAUUCGGGAGCUGAUCGAGCAUGUCCGUUCAUACCUCGGUGAACUUCGGAGAGAGGAAAGGGAAGAUCAAAUGGCACUUACCAUGAGCCCCAGUCUAUCUCUGAGUCCUCGCCACGCCGCAGGGAAGGCUCGGAAGCGAAACGGGAAACCAAAUGGGGUGAAGAAUAAUCAAAGAUUACAAACGAGCCGUGUUCGCUUCCCUGAUGUCGAGAUUCUGCCUACUUUCAAGCCUUGGGUUAUGGAGGCUGACCUGCGUCAACGAACACUCUGCAAGCAGGAAGCGAAAUCAGAGAGGCAAACCCCACGGCGUUCUGGAAAUCCACGUCAGGUUGAGAUCGAUGAUUCUCAUGACACUGAGAAUAGUCUGAUCGCUCCUGCUGGCGUUAACCUUUUGAAUUCUCUUGUUUCGAGUUCGCCACUAUCAGAACACACCACCUAUGCUCCAGUUGGAAUGGAGCCCUCGACGUCUACCACUGAGCUGGACCAGCUAUCUUAUGAUCAAACACAGCCCCGUAUUGAGAUACUAGGCAGGAACAGUGGAAACUUAGAGAGCGAGCACUGCCGGGGUCGGAGAGCCUACAUCGAGUCACUGAACAGAGUCUCCGGUCAGGGAUAUGUGAAAAAGACUCACGAGAGGAAGCGCUAG